Porites evermanni is the source of this 8363-nucleotide messenger RNA. The record is from the annotation of a GenBank genome assembly. NCBI's taxonomy places the organism in Eukaryota, Metazoa, Cnidaria, Anthozoa, Scleractinia, Poritidae.
GGUGCUCCCCAAGGAAAGGUAGAUGAGGUAACCCAAAGGCUUCUUCAAUAUGGUAUUGCUAAUGAUCAUCUCUAUGUUAGAGAGUUUAUAGCAGAUAGAGAGCGAAUAAAAGACAUACUGUGUGAAGCUGAUCUUGCCAUCAUGCCAUCGAAAUCAGAGGGAUUUGGUUUGGUUGGCCUGGAAGCGCUGUCUGCUGGUUUACCCAUCCUAGUGGGUAGUAGGUCAGGAUUUGCUAAAGCACUUGAGAAAGUACCUUCUGGAAAAUCGUUUAUCGUAUACUCUGAUGACCCUACAAUGUGGGCAGAUGCAAUUGUAUCUGUUCGUGACAAACACAAAUCGAGGCUUGAUGAGAUCAAAGCAUUGAGAGAAUCUUAUGGACAAAUUUACAGCUGGAGGAGUCAGUGUAAAGAUCUUGCCAAAGUAAUGCAGAAAAUGAUUCAAGGUAUGAUGAUAUUUUUCCUCCUUGAAUUUGCCAAGAGCUGUUAUGACCCCUUCCCUACAAAACCAACAACAAAAACGUCAAACAAACAAACGGUAUCAAACACUCUAGUUAUCGCCACGUCUCAGUUAAAAUGUUCACUGAUGGGUGUGUGCAAUCUAUCUUUUUGCAUUCUUCAGGUUAUUCUCAUACCGAUGUUGAUAUGACGGAAAAAGACAAACACAACUCUGAUACCGAAAGAAGAAUGUACCAGGACCGCCUAUACGAGCCAUGCGAAAGGCCGAUGAAACUAAGAAGUCAUCAGAAAAGCGAAAGUGAUGAUGGCGUGACUACCAGGUUAAGUGACCCAGAUCAAAGAAGUGGAAAAACUUCUGGGCGUAUUCCAAUGCUUACGUCUCGCAAAGGUAAAGCACUUCAUUAUUCUUGAAAAAGAGGUUAAUAAAAAAAUAACACAAAACUAAACAAUGUUCAAUUAAGGCGUUCGCUUCUGACAGCUCUGCUUUGAACAAGCAUGCAAUUAAGGCUUUUUCUUUGGGUGCCCUAAUAUAUAUCUCUCUCAAGGAUGGCGCCACGGCAGUGGGAACAUACGCAAGCACCUUAUGCCUGUCCUCACAAAAGUCCUGCAUUGCGGGCUAGUCUUAAAUUAAUAAUACAUUUUCUUCUUAAGAUGAGUCUUUUUGCAAAUGUUCAUUUUACUUUAUCAAAUAAUUAAAUAAAUUUCUAACAACACGAAAUAACUGGAAAUAUGUAAUGACGUUGAUUUGUUCAGGGACGUCAAAUGUAGAUGUUGAGAAAACAGAUCCAGACUCCAUUUCUGAAAAACAACUUGUUGGAUUCACGCGGCGAGGGGGACCCUCAAGCCUUCCUUCAAGAAAAAGAACGAGUUCUGCAUCCUCGAGUGAAGAACCUUCCCAAAGAUUUUCGCACUCAUCUCCCGUAUCACGUAAAUACCUUUGGGUUACUUUUCUCAUGAUAAUUUGCGUUUGAAGAAUAGUUGUAAAUAUGCGUUGAUUGUGUUACCGGCUACAUUUUACAAGCAUAUCUAAGGGAUUUUGUUAAAGACAGUUAUUAAUAAGUCCCUGUCCUGUCGUUUUUUGUUUGUCUGUUUGUCUGUUUGUUUGUUUGCUUUUUUGUGUGUUUUGCUCAAUAUACGCGCCAUGGAACUUACCGCCGGUAACGGUUUUGCUAUAGAUUGAAUAAAAAAGUCACAAAUACAAGACGAAAAGUUAUACAACCUUCCUUGAUGAAAGGACAGGAUCAAUAGUUUUCCUGGUACAUUUUGUCCAUCUGUUCAUUCUUUAGCGUUUACUAAUUUGUUUUCGAGAAACAUUUAACCUGAUUUUCUUUUAUCCGGGUGAUUCCCCUUGAUAUGAUUACCAGUUAAAUUCCCUGGUAACUCUUAGUUCCAUCUUUGGACUCUGGGCCAGCCAAAAAACCAUGUUUGGCACAGUUCACAUCAGAGUUGCCACAAUUGUUCGUGUAAAGUUCACCGAAGCAAGGAUAUUUCCUUCGAAGCUUACCAGUUUAGGUCCGUUAGCCUUUCCCAGUAAACUCUUGUCAAAAUAAUGUUACAAUCCAAAUAAUGGCUCUUUGAGACACGUCUACCUGCCGCCGUAGUUUAAUUAUCUUCUUGAACUUAUAUGUAAUCUGUUACUUUAUGUUUGCAAUUCUGUGAUCUCAUUAUUCCGUUAUCUCUUACUACGUUAAUUCUAGUUUCUAACUUUAGGUACCCCGGCCACCACGAUACUUCUUAGAAUCUCUGCUCAAGAUUUGGAUUUUCAACAGCAGGAAAUAUUUUACGAUUCGAUGCGGCACAUGCUUUUACUCACAGACUGCUUAAUGUCUGAUGAGCUGGGUCUUUUCACUGGCUAUUUCACAGAAUAUUACAAGGCACGUGUUUUCCUACAAGAGGUCACAGAUAGAGGUGUAGAAAUAAAAAUUGAGUGCCCAAACAUGGAAAGUCUUGCCAGUAUACUGAAUCACCACCAAUGUCGUCAUCUGGACAAACUAGUUGAAAGGUGCUUCGUAACUGAUGCCAUCAAAUCAGUACUAAACCUAGAGACAGUAACACUGAAAACAGUCUUAGAAGAUGAGUCGCGCUACACGGAAAUGCUAGGUAAGUUAAAUUUCUUUCUUAAUGAUAGUAUGAACAUUUGUAAUGUACAGGAAUCGUUGGACAAAAAAUGGCAUAGCAAGCAUCAAGUCUUAAACUCGGCUGAUCAUGCAACAUUCAGGUGGUCGUCCGUAUUUUUGUUUUUGUUUGUGUUUGCUUUUUUGUUUGUUUUGUUUUGUUAUUUUUGUUUUCAUUAAGGCAAUCGAAGCAUACAAACUUCAUAAGCUUAGGGAAUGGACAAAAAGUAUAGGGGGUAGGGGGGAGAUUAUUUGGACUGGAAUGAAAAUAAAACUUUUUUUUGGAGAAACAGCAUAACACAAAACUACAAAACUGGCUGCGUGAAAUAAAUAACGAAAUUAGAAGAGGUGCUGAAUAAAAUCGCAAAAUGAAAGACAAAACAAAACACAAUUACAGAUAUGAGGAUUUCACCAGUAUCCGGCGUCACCGUCAACCAUGAUUUUGCUACUCAAAAAGCAGCAGACUGUUUUGCUUAUUCAGAAGCAAUUAUUUUACUAAAGGAAGAAUUACAGUCGAACCAAUGGCCAAUGGCUGUCUCUUUACAACGGGCUCUUUUUUUGUCCCCGCGAACAAAUAACCCGUACAUUAACUAUCUCGUCGACAACGGCCACUCUCUUCUAUCCUCAAGAUGGCCAUUGUGGAGAGGUUCAACGGUACAUACGUGUAACAUCGCUUAUCAUCAAAAGCCAAAGAUUUACAUUAUGCCAGUUUAACGAAAUGUAGUCUAGCGAUGCCUCUAGAACAAUCUUGACUCAUCCAUUAUAAUUUUCAUAAAUAAUGUAACUUCAGCUCAAACAAUUACCCUUGUUAAACCAUGUUAAACAUAGACUAUUAUCGAGCAAUAUUGCAUUCCAGGGUUAAUUAACUCCAUGUUGCUGUCUAUACUAACUGUGGCCAACUAUGCCAUUAGUAUAGUAUAAUAAAAGAUACGUGUGUAUUUCUGUCGUAAAACAGGAUGUCCAACCCCCAAGGGUAGCUGAAAAUUUGACGACCCAUCCCAAACACAGGGCGCAAAAACUGAUGUGCCAGCCGCUCACUGCUCCGACCCUUUCUCCCCAAUGCUUUUUGACCAAUCCUUAAUAAAACGAACCAAAAAAAACACUUAUAAACAGACACGGUAAGGUACCAAUCUGUCAAACAAACAAUACCAGUGAAAUACUUCCCGACCGAGAAUCUGAACUGUCUUUAGUGCAAAUUCUUUCAAAGGCCAGGAAACUAGACAUUGUAGACACUGAUAUAAAGACGAGUUAACAAGUUGUUAUUUGAAAACUCUGCUCUUCGACUGUGGGGGUGAUUUUUCAUCCUUUCUAUCGCAAAACAGGAAGGCAAUAAUAGUCAUCUUGUUUUUCUUUUUAUUAUUAUAUUUUUUUAUCAUGUUUUUAACAAAGUGUUACCUGAAAAUGCUUGAAAGGUAGCUAGUAUAAAAACUAAGAGUGCAACCAUUGCUUUUUUCUCUUCUCUUCUCCUUUCCUCUCCUCACUCUUUCUUUUCCUCCUUUCCUUUUCCUUCGUUACUGUGAUUUUGGAGCCUUUCGCGCUUAAGUAACCUGCCUUUUGAAGCCUUUUCACCCAAAUGAUUGCAAAUUUCGUUGGGCUGGUUUUCAAGAAAUCGGUUAGAUAUACAUCUAUGUAAAUUAUGCUAAUUUUUUGAAAUGUUAUGUUAAACCAGGGAAAGCAGACAUUGUUCAGAUUCCAUCUAAGGAAAACCAAGAAGAUGACGCAUCCAAUAGCACAAAAUGUAUCGAUAUCAACCCAAAAAUGACGAAGGUAAGAUCUCGUUUUUCUUUUGCUACCGUUUUAUUUUGCACUUUCAACUCUCGGAGACCUCUCUAACUGACACGAUAUCCCAAUAAUAUGAGCAGUGGCUUAAGUUCGAGGAAAAUUAAAGGAACUUUUGGUCACACGGCGCUUUAGUUUGUAAAUUUACAAGCAUUUUACACAAAUUUCCGAGGAACCCUUACUAGCAUCCAUGAUCAUUACGAACUCUACGAUAUACACGUAGCUGAUUUUAUCGCUCAUCAGUUACGAGAUUCCUCAGGAGAAUUAAUUUUACUGUGAAGAAUUAGGCAUGUUGUCACCUGAGGUGCAUUUUCUUGCAGAUUUUUUGGUUAUUUCUGACGAAAGCCAACAUCAAAUGAAAAAAAAAAAGGCCAAGAGUCCUUGACAGUAGAUCAGAUUCCCAAAGUGAUUCUUAGGACUGAAAAAUGAACGUUUGAUUUCUGCCUUUUUUUCCUUCUUUUAGUGGAGAGGAGGGGGGUAUGUACGUGUGCGCGAGGUUGUUUGUGGUGUGUCCAUUGUUUUGCAUGGUUGAUUGUUGUUGUCAUUGUUGUUCUUUUCCAGACUACAAGAGGUCUCUUACACAAAGCUUCCAUCACUGGAGAUUGCAAUACUGCAAGGGCACUACUUGAAAUUGGUGUGGAUGUUGACCAAAGAGAUCAGGUUGUUAUAUAUUUUUAGUUCAUAUAUUUAUUUGCUUAACGUGUAUUCUAUUCAUUAGUCAACCUUGCCUGUAAUGUAUUUCCUUUCUUCUUUUUCCUUUUUUGAGAGUUGGAGCCGGGGAUGGUAAAAAAUUCCUCUUAUGGCCAUUUCUUUAUAUUUAACUUUGUUGAUUUCGCAAGAAAAGUCAUUUUAUUUACAAUCGCGGUCUUGAUACCUAUCCUUUAAAUGAAUGUUAUGCUGAGGUUAUUUGAACACCUUGUUUUUGUUUUCUUACGGAAUUUUUCUUUGAAAAAUGCUAUUCGCUGUAACAUUAGAACAACGUGACUUACAUAAGAAAACAGAAAGGGCUGUAUCAAAAUACGCCCAACCCUAGUCCCGUUUCCAUCUACUGUUAAUGGGCUGUUGUCGUAGGUGAAAAUAAGUAUACUUUGAGAAUGAACUCGUUUUAUAUUGUCAUCAUAAAAAUUUUGUCCAGCGGUAUAUCGUUGCUUUUCCUGUAAUUGUUUUUAUAGUUUGCUUUGACUCCUCUUCAUCUUGCUUCCUGGUACGGACAUAAAUCAGUAGUGAAACUAGUACUUAAUCACGGUGCAGACGUUAACGCUUUGGACAAGGUAAGCUAAAUACACGUAUUUACUUACACAUACCAUACCUGUUCCCAGGUUCCAAUCUUUACUCGUUUUAGUUACUGAGUGUUUUCGUUUCUUCUAUUAAUGAUCAGUUCUCCCAAUAAUCCAAAACUAGUUUCCGGCACGAAAAUGAACGCAAAUCAGUAACAAACUAAGAUUUAUGUAAAGAAGACGAAAAAGAUCGAGGGUUGGAGGAAAACAGAUAAAGAUAUUUUGCAUGACGCUUUUCUUCAAUAUGAUAACGAUGAUGAUAUUGAUGAUGAUGUUAAUUACGAUGAUGAUGACGAUGACGAUGACGAUGAUGAUAAUGAUGAUGAUGAUGAUGAUGAUGACGAUGAUGAUGAUGAUGAUAUGAAAUAUAAACAUAUAAUUCCGUUAUUUACCCUCGGCAGUACAGUCAACUCCCUUUAUUGCGGACACUGUGGGGACCUCGAGUUAGUGUCCUCAUUAGUGAGAGUCCGUAAUAGCGGGAGUUUAUUUCAGUCAAACGUCUGUAAUUUAUUUUUGCCGGGGAUUUAGCUGCUGUCCGUUUUAUCGGGGUGUCCGUUAUAGCGGGGUGUCCGUAAGGCGAGAGUUGACUGUAUUUGUAGCACAAAUGCCAAAAGGUCCGAGCAAAGCCGGAGGCAAUCCAGCCAGCUAUUUACAAGUAUGGCCGAGGCUUUGAAAUCGGUCAGAUCGGGACUUGGUCUCGAUGAUGAUGAUGAUGAUGAUGAUGACCAAGAUAAAAUUCAUUAGUUUGCAUGAAACUACACAGGAAUUCAAAUGUUUUUUACUUGCAUGAGGCUAUUAAUUCGUUGUUUACACUGAUUCGAUUUCAAACAGAUUUCAUACGGCAUAAUCGCUGUACAUUCACUGACGAAGAACACUUCAGUAAUCAUCCAUUUACCACUAAUGGUAGGAAAAGGAGAGAAUAUCGUACCCAUACUCAUCCCUCCUUGUAUUCCUGAGUUUGAGAGCAGAGAAAACCCCUUUCUUAUUAUUUGAUAUUAACCAAAGCAGUAAGAGUGUACAAUGAACUGUCUUUUACUAUCUGCAGUUUUGUCGUACACCACUACAGAAAGCUGAACGCCACAAGUACCACUCCAUAGUGACGCUGCUUCUGGAGAGUAACGCAAGACAAAGCUACCAACAACCGGUAUUGAUAUUACCUCCCUUUUUUGUCUUUGACACUUUACAACGGCAAUAAAUGUUUUCUGUACUUUUACGGUUCUUUGGCCUUUUUUAGUUUGCUUCAGGGUUGUUGUGAGCAAGCAAAAUGGAAUCGCGUUUUUUAAAGUUUAUCCCAUCUUCAAAGUGUGAUUCCAGACAUGAGUAAUGCAAUUAAUUUGUAAUUUUAAUACACUUGAUUUCAGGUUAGUCUACAAUUUCUUGCACAGAACGCUUUUUUGACUUUGGAUAAACGAUCUGGUUUAAACAUGCUACAGGCGGCUGUCUUUCAAGGGGACCAUGCUACAGUUUUUAAAGCGAAGGCCUUACUCGGUUGUAGCCGUUUUGUGACUGAGAUGAAUUUGAAAACAAGAGGAGACGGUGAUACAGUUUUCCACGGAAAAAGUGCGAUUGAUUUUCUUUCAAGUCUGGACGAGAAAGGGAAAGAUCUUGCCAAAAUAGAGAAGGAGUACCUCGCAGAUGUUGAAAAAGACCUCACACUGAUAGAGCUACACCGUAUAAAUGAUGGAGAACAAGCGGUAGAACUUGUAUUAAACAAUUGUAUUGACAUUGACACCCCUGGAUUGUGCAAUCGCACUCCUUUAAUGAUAGCAAGUUUAUCAUCCUCUAGUGCGUUUAUUGAGACUCUCAUUGAUCUUGGCGCUGAUGUCAAUGCUCAAAGAACCGAUGACAAAGUGACGCCCCUUCAUUUGGCGUGUAGUUGGAAUCACUACAUGGCUGUUCGCUUACUAAUGGAGAAUGGAGCUGAUGCUAAUAUAGCGUGUGAUGGUGGCUGGUCACCACUGCACAUAGCUACGAGUAAGGGAAAUUUCAAUGUGGUAAGGCUUCUGAUUGAUGGCGGGAGUAGCAUUGACCUUUUAACCGAGACAGGAAGAACACCUUUGAGAAUGGCGGUCGAAAGCAAGCAUUACAUGAUCGCGCGCUUGCUUUUAGAUCAUGGCGCUGAUGUGAAUAUCCCAGAUAUUGAUGGGUACACACCAUUUCACUGCGCAGCGAGUCAGGGUUGUAGUUUGACUGCAGAGCUUUUAAUUGAGAAAGUCAGUAACGUUAAUCUGAGAACUAAGAGAGGAAGAACUCCUCUUUACAUUGCAGUGAAAAACCAACAUGAACAGCUAAUCAAAAUGUUACUUGAACACAAAGCUGAUGUGAGUAUGGGAUACAGCGAAGACACGGAAGAAAGGAUUUACCUUGUUCGCGGAACCGACAGAGGUAAACCAGCUUGGCACUAUGUUCUGGUAGACAAACAUUUACUAGGCUUGUUUCUGAAGAAAACAAAAGGAGGUCGUGUUGACGUGGUAGAUUUUGGAACUGUUCUUGGCGGUGGGUGGGGUAAGGAUCCUUCAGCCGGUACCAUUGACCAGAUACUAAAAGAGAAGAGUGCCAUGUUCGAAGAAAUACCUGGUGAGAGUCUUCUUCAUGUGGCAUCUAGAAAUGACGAUACCGUAGCAAUCGACUUGCUGGUAAAGCACGGAGUUUGGAAUCUUAACCCCCGCGAUGCAGAAGGUUUCACUCCACUGCACAUUGCAGCGAUUCACGGUAACAUGCAAGCUGUAGAAAAGCUU